Molecule: messenger RNA, 4491 nt
Organism: Branchiostoma belcheri (Belcher's lancelet)
Lineage: Eukaryota; Metazoa; Chordata; Leptocardii; Amphioxiformes; Branchiostomatidae
Exons: 14
Coding region: 1-4383 (1460 amino acids)
Source: RefSeq, a predicted model, not a curated record
AUGGCAGAGAGGGCCCAGGAUUUACCUGAGGUCAGCCAGCAGGGCCCAACUACUGGCAAAGACCCUCAGGUAGGAGGACCCAGUGGCCAGCGGGACUCUGGCUACUACCCAGACAGCCUUGAUCAUCAGACAAGUCCUGCCUGUGGGCAGACAUCAAAGGAACAGACUGAGAAUGGAGCUACUGGGGGAGCAGUGCUGUGUGAUAGUGAAGGGGCGAAGGAGAAACAGGGCUCUGUUGAACUUUCUGGGAGCGGUGAAGAAGAUGUGCCAACUGAGCAACCUAGAGAGGAUGAAGACAACACUCGCUCAUUUCCAGUGAUUGGACCAAGAAUAUUAGACAAUGAGCAUGUCGCCUCCUGUGCCGUGCCUGUUAAGCCCCCCGCCACACACAAUGGUGAGGUUGCAGGAGAGGCAGAUACCAAAAAACCCCAGCAGGAUUCUCAGCCCCCAUCAAGUACAAGUCGCGCUGUCCCUGAUUCAGACAUACCUGGUGCUGAAGCAGAUCUGACUAGUCUGAACAGCAGCCGCAUUGUCCAGCUGUCCAUCUUAAGCAGGAUAGAAAAGACAGUAUGUGAAGCAAGAAGCGACUUGGUUCAUCACCCAGCAGGGGUAAAUCCAACAGCUUUGCAUAAGAUAUUGUUGGACACCUUCCUUCAAAUAUCACAGGCUAGUGAAAAUCUUCUGAUGGCUACCCAAACGUCCCACACCCCUAAAACACCAGUCAUCAAUGUGAGAAAGGGUGCCCCAUGUUCAAAAAAUCACAUAGAAGCACAUACUAAUCUACCAGUAUCCUCCAGUUCACACCAGAACCUACAGGUGGGUGAAGAUAACAGCACAGAAAAUCCAGUGCAACUGGGGACAGCACCCAAUUUCACAGAAGACUCAGUGCAGAUGGGGACAGCUCCAAAAGACACAGAAGUCUCAGUGCAAGUGGGGGCAGCACCCAACAGCACAGACGAUUCAGAGCAGGUGGAGACAGCAUUCAACAGCACAGAAGAAUCAGUGCAGGUGGUUACAGUUCCAAAAAGCACAGACGACUCAGUGCAGAUGGGGGCAGGUCUAAACAGCAUAGAAGAUACAGAGUCAGAGCAGGUGGUGACAGCUCCAAAAAGCACAGAAGAUCCCGUGCACUUUGGGACAGCUCCCAACUGCACAGAAGACUCAGUGCAAGUGGGGACAACAGCACCCGACAGCACAGAAGACCCAGUACAGAUGCGGACAGCACCCAACAGCACAGAAGACUCAGUGCAGCUGGUGACAGCACCCAACAGUACAGAAGACUCAGUGCAAGUGGGGACAGCACACAACAGCACAGAAGACUCAGUGCAAGUGGGGACAGCACCCAACAGUACAGAAGACUCAGUGCAGCUGGUGACAGCACCCAAUAGCACAGAAGACUCAGUGCAAGUGGGGACAGCACCCGACAGCCCAGAAGACUCAGUGCAAGUGGGGACAGCACACAACAGCACAGAAGACUCAGUGCAGGAGGUGACAGCUCCAAAAGGCACAGACAACUCAGAGUCAGAGCAGGUGGUGACAGCACCCAACAGCACAGAAGACUCAGAGCCAGAGCAGGUGGGGACACCACCCAACAGCACAGAAGACUCAGUGCAAGUGGGGACAACAGCACCCAACAACACAGAAGACUCAGUGCAAUUGGGGACAGCACCCGACAGCACAGAAGACUCAGUGCAGGUGGGGACAGCACCAAAGAGCACAGAAGACUCUGUGCAGGUGGGAACAACACCCAACAGCACAGAAGACUCAGUGCAAGUGGGGACAGCACCCAACAGUACAGAAGACUUAAUGCAGGUUCUGAGAGCUCUAAAAGGCACAGACAACUCAGAGUCAGAGCCGGUAGUGACAGCACCCAACAGUACAGAAGACUCAGUGCAAGUGGGGACAGCACCCAACAGUACAGAAGACUCAGUGCAAGUGGGGACAGCACACAACAGCACAGAAGACUCAGUGCAAGUGGGGACAGCUCCAAACAGCACAGAAGACUCAGUGCAGGUGGUGACAGCUCCCAAGAGUGUAGUGGCAUCCAAUAAUCCAGGAAAUGAGGGGCAGCCAAAAAAGGUCCCUACCAACACCCAGGUGAAGAGUGGACAGUCAGGAGAUCAAACAAAAGGCACCCGGUCUAAGAACCCGGUGAAGGGGAAUCCACCAGAAGACAAGGACAAGACCGGGAUCCCAUCCAACAACCAUGUGAAGAGGGGACAGUCAGAAGAACCAAAGAGUGUGGAUCUGCCUAAGGAACCACUCAAGCAGGAUCCAUUGGAAGUCAAAGACAAGAGGCCACAGUCAGAAAGGCCAAAGAGUGGGGAUCUGCCUAAGAAACUCAAGGAGGAUCCAUCCAAAGUCAAAGACAAGACUGGGGUGGCAGAAAAGAAUGGGCUUAAGACCAUUCUGCCUAACAACCCAAGAAAUGAGGGUCAUCAAGGCAAAGAUAAAGCUGAUCAUGAGGUCCUGUCCAGCACCCCAGUGAAGAGGCCACAGUCAAAAGAGCCAAAGAGUGUGGAUCUGCCUAAGAAACCACUCAAGGAGGAUCCAUCAGAAGUCAAAGACAAGACUGGGGUUCAGGCAGUUCUCCCUAACAACCCAAAAAAGGAGGGUCAUCAAGGCAAAGAUAAAGCUGAUGUCCCGUCCAACACUAAGGUGAAAAGAGAAAAGUCAGAAGAGCCAGUAAAGAAUGGAGUUCUGCCUUGCAAGCCAACAAAGGAAGGUCAUCAAGUCAAAGAGGAUACUCCAGUCCCAUCCAACACCCAUGUAAAGAAGCAACAGUCAAAUGAGCCAAAGAGUGUGGAUCUGCCUAAAGAACCACUUAAGAAGGAUCCAUCGGAAGUCAAAGAAGACCAGACUGGGGUGCCAGAAAAGAACGGGGUUUGGACUGGUCUGCCUGACAGACCAAGAAAGGAAAGUCAUCAAGGCAAAGACAAGAUUGGGCUCCCAUCCAACACACAGGUGAAGAGGCCACAGUCCAAAGACCCAGAAAAGAUUUGGGAUCUGUCUGACAACACAACGAAGGAAGGUCAUCAAGGCAAAGACAACACUAUGCCAGUCCCGUUCAACAUCCAGGUGAAGAGGCCACAGCGAGAAGAGGAAGAAAAGAGAGGGGUUCUGCUUCUUAACAAGCCAAGGAAGCUUAAGGAGUAUGAAUUGAUUGUCCAGACACCAGGAAACACUUCUUCACAUGAGGAAGGGGACAAGAUACUACAGAAAGAAGACAUAGAGACAUUGAAAAAGGUUAAGAACUGGAUGAACUUGAAGAUACCAUCACUUCUAGCACUCCUGUCCUUUUUGUUUGACCUCCUCAAGACCUGGUCACACAAAGAGGAACCUCCAGAUGUGACAUCCAACCACAAGACGAACACAACCCCAUUUCCCGUGGACCAAGAUGCACUGGUCUACAAUGUGCAGCGCCAAGAUGAGGAAGUGCUAGGAGACAGUUGGUAUGAGGAUGAGGAAGUUCUCGGAGACAGUUCAGAUGAUGAUGAUGAAGAGGGACAAGAUGGUUACCACCAACCAGUAUGGCUGGCCCAAUUGGCAGAUGACGAUGUUGAAGAUGAAGACCUGUACUUGGGUUCGGAGGAUACAAUCGCCUUUCCUGAACCAGGUGCAGCUGAACCAGGUGCAGCUGCAGGUCCAAUGUUCUGUAGCGAGGUCCCAGAAAAUGGACAAAUCGCAGUGGGAGGGGGUGUCAGCAUUAGUCCUUUCAACAACCCAUCUCAGAUCUGUGAUCACGUGCACCCAUCUCAUCACUUCCCUACAGCAUCCGCACAAGGACUUCAAAAUGCAUCUGACAUGUCCUUGGAGGAGGCUGUACAGCGCUACAGACGUACUGAAAGAGGUAUGACUGUCACAGUGCUGGGUUUAGGAGAACAGGUUGUAUCGCAGAGAAGGGUCUAUGAUCCUACAACACUACAGGAGCACAUUCUGGAGCAUACAGCAGAACAAGCAUUUGCAAAGUAUCCCAUGGAUGGCUUCACAGUGAAGAUGCCAGGAGGCAGAACCGUUCCCUUGGAGAUGCCCCUUGACCCUUGGAGUUGGACAUUUCAGAACAUCAUCUUUCAGCUUCACCCAGCUAACCACGGGGACAGCACAUGGCUGUGGAGAGUCACUCACUCCGAGAACCCUGGAGGAGGAAGAUAUUGCAUUGAGGUAAACAUGCACAGUGUUGGGAGAGGAGUGACAAGGGUUCCAGACAACCCAGACGACCGAGGAUCUGGACUGGACUGCUGUAUCUGCCAGGAUACACAGCCUGGAGGCACACUGGUGGAGACAUCUUGCGGGCACAAAUUUCACGAGGUUUGCCUGUUCAAGUGGCUACAGGAAGACGAUGUUUGCCCCCUCUGCAAAAGGAGGAUACUGACUGAUACAUGAAGCAUAAGCCGCUCUUUUAUGAUAAUCAGGAUCAUGUUAAACAGUUACAGUUCGAAUGAAAGCUCAUCUGUGUUGGUAGAAUCCAUAGUUAUAGAGUUCGACUUGUUC